AUGAGCGAAUCCUUGGUGGAGAAAAUGAAAAACCUAAAUUUUGACAUUCUCAAUCCAGAAGAGCCCAGUCAGAGGACUACAACGACAUCAAGUCUUCAAGAAUCGUGCCGAAAAUCAAUCAUGCGAGCGGUUGGCUUAGACAGGUUGUGCAAAGCAUCGGAACUUCCGGUACCAAAGCCAAUGGUUAACUUUCUUGCGGGCGAGUUAUCCACCAACGACUUUUUCGUCAAUAGAAACAGUUUGAACUCUGAGAAUAUUACAAAUUGUAUCUACCCUGCACAAUGCUUGCUUGACAAUCGUACAGUCAUGUUGAAAUGUAUAGCAUCAAAUGUGAAAACGCCAGAAAUGGAUACGGCCGUGAAAGCCUGGGGCGACCUAAAUCAUGCAUAUCUGAUGAAAUGUUUCGCGGAAUUCAAGCAAAACAAACAUGAUAUAAUGAUCUUUGAGCACGCCCCACAUUCGUUUGCCGAUAUUCAAACCAAACUCCGCACAUCCAACGGAACAAUACCCGAAGCAUUGAUAUGGAAGGCAUUUGCGCAACUCUGCGAGGUAUUGGUUUUCCUUAAGUCACGUGGUUUGACGUACGAGAAACUUAAACCAGAAUGUAUAGCUUUUGACUCCGAAGGAAAUCUUAAAUUGGACAGUCUUCUCUUGUAUAUGCCUUUCAAAGAAGAUGAGAUGAUGGACGGAACAGCUGUGGACGACGAGGGUCUGAAAGGGAUAUACACUUCACCUGAGGAAAUCAAUGAAGAACCUUCAGAAAAAUCGCUUACGUGGACAGUAGGUUGCUGUGUAUACGAGAUGGCCACAUUGCGACCAGCCUACGCAAUACAGGGUACAGACAUGUUUUCAGCUAUCAAUCAAAUCAUGGAAGGAAAUCCACCACAGCCCAUUGCUUCAAGCUACUCUGAAGAAUUACGAAAUCUCGUCGAUCGUUGUCUAGCAUCAAAUGCCGAAUCUCGUCCAAGUAUUGAAGAGGUUCUUGCAGCAACGAAAGACAAAGCAUCCCAAGUUCAAGAGUCCAUCGUCAAUCUUUAAAACUCUCAUUUUUUAACGGAUUUUUAGAAGUAUCUAUGCACUAAUUUUACAAAAAAGCAUAAUAAGUACGCUCACUGGUUUGAAUCAAAUCUCAAAUGGAAAUCGAACAUAAAAAAGGAUUUAUAUAACUUUACUAUCUAUGCACUAAUAUUACAGAGUUUUACAACGUUCAACGGUUCAACAUACGUCUUUGAAAACGGUAUCUCGUCCUAAUUAACAAAAAAUUUACAUGUACAACUUUUCGCGAACAUUUUAAAAGUUUAUGUGCCUAUUAA
Messenger RNA from Xenia sp. Carnegie-2017, 1313 nucleotides. RefSeq names its product serine/threonine-protein kinase Nek6-like. The record is from RefSeq and is a predicted model, not a curated record. Gene Ontology annotation, biological process: protein phosphorylation. Bases 1 to 1038 code for a protein of 345 amino acids. Gene Ontology annotation, molecular function: protein kinase activity; ATP binding. Lineage: Eukaryota; Metazoa; Cnidaria; Anthozoa; Malacalcyonacea; Xeniidae. The transcript is spliced from 2 exons.